Messenger RNA from Coregonus sp. 'balchen', 1387 nucleotides. The record is from the annotation of a GenBank genome assembly. Lineage: Eukaryota; Metazoa; Chordata; Actinopteri; Salmoniformes; Salmonidae.
GGUGUGAUCUUGGUCUAUGACAUCACCAACCGAUGGUCCUUCGAUGGUAUUGACAGAUGGAUAAAGGAGAUAGAUGAGGUAAGAGACAUCGAUCAAUCGCUCCCUAUUCCCCAAAGGGUUCUGGUCAAAAGUAGUGCACUUUAAAGGGAAUAUAGUGCCAUUUGGGACGCAGACCACAUCACUGAAUCGCUCUAUGAUGUAAGACACGUUGCUCAAUAUCUGCUUGUGAGAAUGACUAAACCUUCUCAGAACUCCAACCCACGCCUCUCGUCUCUGCUCCAAAACAACUCACCCACACUCAUAAACUAACCACACACUGAGUUGGACUUCCAAGAUAGCUCAUGUUAUGUGAAUAAUAUUAUUCAACUUCAGUGAAAAUAAAAUAUGCUAGGAUACUCAACGAUUGAUUCUUGAAAAGCUUUUUGCCCCCCUUUGUAUUGCCACGUUAUGUUACUGAAUACAGGGAGGAACACUAUGCAACACACACGCCCUUAUCCAUCCUGGUGUACUAACAGAAUCUGUACCUCACCACUUCUUGUUUCCCUUCCUGUCUACCCAGCAUGCGCCAGGAGUGCCCAAGAUCCUAGUGGGUAACCGGUUACACCUGGCCUACAAGCGUCAGGUGACCACGGAGCAGGCCCAGCUGUACGCUGAGAGGUUAGGGGUCACCUUCUUCGAGGUCAGCCCGCUGUGCAACUUCAACAUCACAGAGUCCUUCACAGAGCUGGCCAGGAUAGUCCUGAUGAGGCACGGUAUGGAGAGACUUUGGAGACCCAACAAAGGUGAGGCAGUGAACACUGAGCCUAGAGCAGCUUAUUCUCUCUCGCUCUCUCUGUCUCUCUCUCUGUCGCUCUCUCUGUCUCUGUCUCUGUUUAACACAAUAGUGCCCUCUCGUGGUGUAUUAUUGCUAUUUGUGAAAUAUUAAAUAUUCUCUCUCUCUCUCUCUCUCUCUCUCUCUCUCUCUCUCUCUCUCUCUCUCUCUCUCUCUCUCUCUCUCUCCUCUCUCUCUCUCUCUCUCUCUCUCUCUCUCUCUCUCUCUCUCUCUCUCUCUCUCCUUCUCUCUCUCCUUUCUCUCUCUUUCUUAGUGUUGAGUCUCCAGGACCUGUGCUGUCGUUCCAUCGUGUCCUGCACCCCUGUCCACCUGGUUGACAAGCUUCCUCUCCCCCUGGCCCUCAAGUCCCACCUCAAGUCUUUCUCCAUGGCCAACGGCCUCAAUGCCCGCAUGAUGCACGGAAGCUCCUACUCCGUCACUGCCGUCAACACCACCCACAUCGCCACCAAGAGGACCGGAGGCCAGCUGCUCAAAAAUAAAAAAUGUAUCCGCCCUCCGCAGCUCAGCCCGGCGGCCGCACAGAGCUGCACCGGCAACAGCUGCAAGAUCUCCUAG